GGUCCUUGCAAUUAAAUUUCCUCACGAUGCCGUGUGACAGACAUGUUAUCUUGCAGAUUUGCAAUGUUACAUAAUAACCAUGCUCGCAAGCCGUUUGCGGAAAUGUCUUACAUGACUUACAUUAGUUAGUAGGCGUAGGCACCAUUUAAGUUUGUGUUUGGUUUAGCCAUGAAGCAAAGCGAAGGGCAUGGCCAAACCCACACGAAGAUGAAGAUCUUAUUGAGCUCAGUUUCAGCUAUGAUGGCAGAAACCACUACCUUUCCAAUAGACCUAAUCAAGACAAGACUCCAACUACACGGCCAGUCCGACUCACUGGCUCGACCCACUAACGCGUUUCGAGUCGCAUCGGAAAUCGUUCGGCAACAGGGUCCUCUCAGCCUCUACAAAGGCCUCUCUCCUGCCAUUAUAAGACACCUCUUUUACACUCCUAUUAGAAUCGUUGGUUACGAGAAUUUGAGAAAUCUUGUUGUUGCCGAUAAUGCCGCCUCUCUUUCCCUCUCUUCUAAAGCUCUUGUGGGUGGAAUCUCUGGCGUCAUUGCCCAGAUAAUAGCAAGCCCUGCUGAUCUAGUUAAGGUGAGAAUGCAAGCUGAUGGUCGUAUGGUAAGCAAAGGUCUCCGACCUAGAUACUUGGGGCCAUUUGAAGCUUUGAACCAGAUCAUUCAUACAGAAGGAUUUGGAGGACUGUGGAAAGGAGUUUUGCCGAAUGUGCAAAGAGCAUUUUUAGUGAAUAUGGGAGAAUUGGCUUGUUAUGAUCAGGCAAAACAUUUUGUUAUCCACAAUCAGAUAGCUGAUGAUAACAUCUACGCCCACACCUUGGCAUCUAUUAUGUCUGGUCUCUCUGCAACCGCUUUGAGUUGUCCAGCUGAUGUAGUAAAGACAAGAAUAAUGAAUCAGGCUGCGAGCAAGGAAGAUAAGAUCAUGUAUACCAGUUCCUAUGAUUGUCUGGUGAAGACAGUGAGAAGUGAAGGGUUACGAGCAUUGUGGAAGGGUUUCUUUCCUACAUGGGCCAGGCUUGGUCCGUGGCAAUUUGUGUUCUGGGUAUCCUAUGAGAAGUUCCGACAAUUUGCUGAGCUGUCUUCCUUCUAAAUGUUCUGCCUGGUAAUUCACAAUGCCUUUUUAAAACCAGUUGGAAGGCCGCAUAUUAUCCAUAGGCUUUUAAGUUUGCCACAUGGAUUUUGUGCUUGGGUUUCUGGGCAGAUUUAGUAAUUUAUAUACCUUUUGAAAGUCAUCAAAAUGAAAGAGCGUGGCAAGGAUUAUUCAAGCAAUGUCAUAUUAUUCAAGUGAUGUAGUAGAGACUAGAGAGGUCCCCUUCUUUGCCUUCAUAUAUUUUCUAGCUUAAUUUGUUCACCUGAUUAUCCGGUAAGCUCUAUUGUGGGCGUUUAUUAAAGGCGGUGUUACUUUCA
This is a messenger RNA of Pistacia vera, 1403 nucleotides long. RefSeq names its product mitochondrial uncoupling protein 3. Bases 169 to 1086 code for a protein of 305 amino acids. NCBI's taxonomy places the organism in Eukaryota, Viridiplantae, Streptophyta, Magnoliopsida, Sapindales, Anacardiaceae. The record is from RefSeq and is a predicted model, not a curated record. The transcript is spliced from 2 exons. Gene Ontology annotation, biological process: response to cold; transmembrane transport.